This is a messenger RNA of Brassica rapa (field mustard), 3980 nucleotides long. Its product is annotated as pectinesterase inhibitor 4-like. The record is from RefSeq and is a predicted model, not a curated record. Gene Ontology annotation, molecular function: enzyme inhibitor activity. Gene Ontology annotation, biological process: negative regulation of catalytic activity. Lineage: Eukaryota; Viridiplantae; Streptophyta; Magnoliopsida; Brassicales; Brassicaceae.
UGAAACUUCAGUCGUCUAGACGACUUCCAACAAUUCAGACGACUCAGACGAUUUAUUGAGGCUAUAUUCGUAAAAAUGGCUUCUGUUUUUUUGUUUGGUCAAAAGGGGCUGAGCUGUAAUUUCACUAGACUUUUAGGUUAGUUUUGCAUUUGAUUCAAGUUUGGGUAUAGGUUUGGGAUUAAAAUCAAGUUGUGGGUUAGUUUUGGCAAAAACUCCAAUAAACUAUGUGCAAAUCCCAGCAAAUAUACACCUACGUAUAAAUCAUGCAUCGAAGAUCAAUUCGAAUAUCAUUUCCCGUACAAAAAUGAUACGUUGAUCUGUCUGGCUUAAUAAUUAUACAGAAGAUCUGGUUCACGUCCAUAUUACAUGCCCAUCAUAUGCUUCAUAUCACAUCACGUGCCACCUUGCUUAAACACCGGAAUAAAGUUUGUAUUCAUCUUUCUAAUUUUAUUUUGACACCAAAAGAAAAACUUCCUGAUUGUUGAUUUAGUAUUAGUUAAUUAGAGACUCCAGGGUUUGCAAAUUAUUAUAUGAUGGUCAUGUGAUCUUGAAACAGCCAUGUUUUGCAAGGUAUGAUAGCUUUUUAUUAUUAAGUUAUAAUUAUCUAAAAAACCGUUUUUUCAAAACAAAAAAAAAGUUAUAAUUGUCUACACUACAACCUAACUACAACAUAAUAUUGACGAGAAGUUCUAAAAGAAACUAGAGAGAAAUGAGAUACAUACGUGGUUAUAAGGUCAUUCGCAUUAAGAACAUUUUAAAGAAACAAUUUCACCAAAAAUAAUAAUAAUAAUAAAUCUGGCUCUGAUACCAUAAUAGAUUUUUGGGCUUUCAACUUAAAAUCAAUUGGCAAUUAAUAGAUUGGACCAAGUUCCUUAUAUAUUAUUCAAAUCCCUUUCAUAUAUCCGAUGUAGGAUCUUCUCUCCAAUAGAUUCAUGUGAAAGAUUUUCAUUUUAGAGAUUAUGACAUGACUUUCAAAAUUUUGGAAAUUCGUAUUAAAAUAUUGUUAUAUUUGGUAAGAGAUUUUUUUUUGAUAGACUUCUAAUUAAUACAGAUGCCCUAAAUGAUGGAGAAACCGAACAAACAGAAUCAAGAAUCAGAUGUCACAUGAGUCGAAUAAUCAACUAAAACAAGAACUAAGCUUAUUAAAUUAAAAAAAAAAAAGAAAGAACUACGCUCACCGUUCAAAUCAAAACUAAUAGCUAUGCCGUUUUUCAAAAUAAAAAGAUUUAUUAUUUAUGAUUGGUCAAAUAUAUUUGUUAUAUUAUAGUGCGAUUAUUUCCUCAAUAAUUUAACUGCAAUCAUAAUCCAAUGAUUCCAAUCUGUGUUGUGUAUAUAAUAUACAGCAUACUGCAUAGUUUCACAACUCGCCAAAAAGUUAGCAUCUGUAUUCUCUCAAACCCGAAAGAAUAACAAAACACUUAACUACAAACAUGUUGCGUUUCGUGAUACUCUCUCUAACUCUUGUUGCUCUCAUCAACUCAUCAAACAUCCCUAAAACAGCAGCAACUCCACCCUCCAGAUACCAAAACUACAAAACGUUCGUAAAAACCGCAUGCAACUCAACAACAUAUCCUACAAUGUGCUACAACUCAUUGUCCUCCUACUCCUCCACCAUCAAAGCUGACCCAAUCAAACUCUGCACAACGUCCCUCAACGUCAACCUCAAAUACGCCAAAAACGCCACGUUAGUCGUCUCAAACCUUCUCAAAAAGGCUAAGUCCACCUCCAGCCCUGAGGUCCCGGUCCUCAAGGACUGCGUGGAGGAGAUGAAGGACACUGUCGACGAGCUCAAGCAAGCAAUGGCCGAGUUGAAGAAUCUCAACGGCGGAGGAAUCUCAAAGGAGGAGCAUCUAAAGAACGUGAAGACGUGGGUGAGCGCGGCGUUGACCGACGAUACUACGUGUACGGGCGAGUUCGAGGAAGAGGAAGUGAAUGAGGAGACGAAGAAGAAGGUGGAGAAGGCUGUUUCUGAACUUUCAAAGACUACAAGCAAUACUUUGGCCCUUAUAACCAAUUAUCUACGUUUCUAAAUUAAACGUUAUAUUCAACUUCAUCUCUUUGCAUGUGCAUGUGUACGCUUUCGUUUCCUUUCUAUGUCAUAUAUAUUGAUGUGAGCAUGUGUACGCUUUCGUUUCCUUUCUAUGUCAUAUAUAUUGGACAUCAAUUUAGCAAAUAUAUAUAUAUAUAUAUAUAUUGGACAUCAAAUAAAUUCUAAAUUUUCGCAUUGCAUGUAUAACUUUUCAGAAUUACUUGACAUGUAUUUUUCUUUCCACAAUGUGCAUUUGAAGUACCAAAACUUUUCAAGAAGAUUAUUGUUUUGCUUUAAAAAAAGGAUUAAAAUUUUAUGUGUUAUAUGGCAGUGUCAAAAUAUAUAUUUAAAGUUUUGUGUAACAUCCCAUUUCUUGUAUAUAGUGGUGCAUUUGUUACUUUAUUCGUGUGUUAACAUGGCAUUGUGUGUUCACAUGGCAGGUCUCAGACGUGCUUCAUUCCUACUGGCUACUGUUAAAUUCGUUAUGACAGUCAUAAAAUAAUAACAAACGGUGGACUUUUUAUGCAAUGUCUUCUGAGUGAAAAAAAAGACAAGAAAGAGGCAUCUAUAAGACUAUAAAUACUGGACUAGAAAAGACGAUUGAUAUUUAGAAAUUUCAUAUAAUAUAUAGUACCGAGGCUUGACUAUAUACUUAGUUUAUGGAUCAACAUGUUAGAAGGAUUCCUGUUCCAUAUCCCAUGAUGGACGGUUCCAAUUGGGCCAUUCGCCGUUGACCUUAGGACUUUUGCUAUUAAUUACGAGAAAGGAUCUCGUAGAUACUCCUAAUUAUCAGCAAGCAUGAGUCUAUAAUCUAAACUAAUCGCUCGAUAGGAAUCUGACAUGUUGAUCAACUUGGAGCUACCGGACUCAAACUCCCGACAAAGGAUGCGUUCUUCAUUGCCCCAUAAUACUUCUUUCUAUAGAAAAUCUUUGUCCAAAAACUUUUAUAAAGCUAUUUUGUUAACUUAUGAUUCGAGAUGAUUUAUUUAGGUUUGUUUCGUUUACUUCUUUUUAGGUGAGAUCUAGGCCUGCGAUUUUGGUUUUCCGAAACCGAACCGAACCGUCGGUUUUUGGUUAACCGAAAUUGUGAAGACUAAUUCCGAAAUUAACUGAAUUAAAUGUCGUCGGUUAUUUUGGAAUUUUACUUUUAUUUCCGAAAAAUUAACCGAUAUUUUAUUUUAUGUUAAUUUCUAAAAACAUUAAGAUAUUUCAGUUAAACUUGGUUAUUUUGGUUAAAUUCGGUUAUUUUCAGUUUUUUCGGUUUGUUUUUUUGGUUAUUUUCAAUUAUUUUCGAUUUUUUUAAAAUAUUUUUUUUUAAACGAAAAAACAAACUGAACCGAACCGAAAACCGAAUUAUUUUUAAAAAUUUUACCGAACUCAAAUCUGUAACUAAACCGAAAACCAAAAAUUUUGGUUCAGUUCGGCUGGUUCGGUUCGGACAAAAUCCCUGGUGAGAUCGUUAUUCCAAAAUUUCUUAUCUCUUUCUGAAGACAUUGUUGGGCCAUACGCAUAUGUCCUUCAGGCCUAUAUAUAUAUAUAUAUAUAUAUUUAUAUUUAUAUUUAUAUUUAUAUUAUAUAUUUAUUUGAAUAUUAGAAGGUUCGGGUCAAACCCAUAAUCCUUUUAGGUCCGAGACCACAUUAUGUAAUAUUAGUUUAAUAUCACUAACUCAGAUGAAUGAAUAUCAAAACCUGUGGGUUUGAAAGAGGAUAUUUCAAAAUACUCUUCAUGGCUUACAAAACUAUAUCACUAAUCAAACAUCAAAAUGAAAAGCUUCAAACUAUAUAGACCGUAGAUGAUAUAACAAUGUGGCAAGAGAAACUGAUAUGACUCAGAACCAAACCAAAACACAUUUCUUGAAAACACAAUACAAACCAAAUCCAAAAGUAUAAAAAGCUCAAGUCCUCAUGACCAAACCGUUGCAAUAUAUUCAAUGCUUGGAAGCAUAGACAU